Colletotrichum chrysophilum is the source of this 1131-nucleotide messenger RNA. RefSeq lists its product as uncharacterized. Gene Ontology annotation, biological process: mitochondrial proton-transporting ATP synthase complex assembly. Gene Ontology annotation, cellular component: mitochondrion. The transcript is spliced from 2 exons. Bases 1 to 1131 code for a protein of 376 amino acids. The record is from RefSeq and is a predicted model, not a curated record. Lineage: Eukaryota; Fungi; Ascomycota; Sordariomycetes; Glomerellales; Glomerellaceae.
AUGAAGCCGACAGCACGCCUACCCCUGCGCCUGCUCGCAGCCGGCAGCAGCAGCAGCUCGCCCUUGGCGGGACGACAAUGCCUCCGCGCAAUCUCGACGACCCCUCUCAAGCCCGCCGAGGUCGCCCCCGUAGUCGGCACGGGACCGCCGCCGGCGCCGCCCACCGCCGAGGACGACCGCACCGCGGAGCUGCGCGCGCGCGCGGAGCGGAGGAGGAGGCAGGCCGAGAUGCUCAAGCAGGCGACCAACAUCCGCGCCGCGGCGGACGCCAAGGCCGGGGGAGCGGCGGCCAGGGCUGCUGGGCUGAAAAGGAGGUUUUGGAACGAUGUCAGUGUGCACGAGGUUGACGGCGCCCUCCAAAUCCACCUCGACGCCCGCCCCCUCCGCCACCCCGUCACGAAAGCCAUCGUCCGCCUGCCCCCCUCGAAGCAGCACCUCGCCUCGGCCCUCGCAAUCGAGUGGGACCUCCUCACCUCCGCGCAGCAGGCGACGAAGCAGCACCUGAUCCCGCUGACCUCGCUGGUCUGCCGCGCGCUCGACAUCGCCGCCGACGACGCCGGCCCCGCCGCCAUCCGCCAGCAGAUCGCGACGACCGUGAUGCGCUACCUCGACACGGACAGCCUGCUGUGCUGGGCGCCGCCGCCGGGCGCGACGGACACGCGCAACGAGGCCGGCGAGAGCCUGCGCGACGUGCAGAAGCGCACCGCCGAGGCCGUCGUCGGGUUCCUCACCACGCACGUCUGGCCCGGCAUCGAAAUCGGCCCCGUGCUGGACGGCGACGCCAUCAUGCCCCAGCCGCAGGCCGAGGGCGUGCGGGAGGUCGUGCAGGGCUGGGUCAUGGGCCUGGACGCGUGGGAGAUUGCCGGGCUGGAGAGAGCUGUGCUGGCGGGCAAGAGCCUGAUCGGGGCGGCGCGGUUGGUUGUGGAGUGGAGCGAGGGGCCGAACGCGGGCCGGGUGGACGGGGUGGAGCGGUUCGGGGUCGAGGAGGCUGCGACGGCGAGCAGUCUGGAGGUGUCGUGGCAGACUGGGUCCUGGGGCGAGGUCGAGGACACGCACGAUGUCGAGAAGGAGGAUCUGAGGAGGCAGUUGGGCAGCGUUGUCCUGCUUGUCUCUGGCACGAACCGCAAGUGA